Messenger RNA from Penicillium coprophilum, 1185 nucleotides. Its product is annotated as phosphatidylinositol-specific phospholipase C/glycerophosphodiester phosphodiesterase family protein. Gene Ontology annotation, molecular function: phosphoric diester hydrolase activity. Lineage: Eukaryota; Fungi; Ascomycota; Eurotiomycetes; Eurotiales; Aspergillaceae. The record is from RefSeq and is a predicted model, not a curated record. The transcript has 2 exons. Gene Ontology annotation, biological process: lipid metabolic process. The coding region runs from base 1 to 1185 and encodes 394 amino acids.
AUGGCACUUCAUCCAUCUACUCUGGAGUCAAUCCCAGAGAAUGAAGCAAUCAUCCUGGUCUCUGACUACGAAGUAGUAUUGAAUCUCCAACCCAAAUCAUCUUUCUCCAUUUGGAAAUGCUCUCACCCGGACUGCAUUGCAUACCCAUAUGCCAAGAGAGCCAUUUACUGCCGAAUAGUGCAGCGGCCUUUCUGGGCACUCAUUUUCAUUAUUGGCAUCCUCAAUCUCCUCACCGUUGUGUUGCAAGGCCUUGGUUAUAUCAUUCGACACGAUCGGGGGUUGGGUAUCUUCCCCGGUGAACGUCCUAGAUUUUCAACGUGGUUUACCCACGGUGUCGACCCCAUACCAUGUCACUCGCACAAUGAUUAUUGGCGCCGUGUUCCACUACGAUCGGCACUGCGUGCAGGAUGUACCAGCGUCGAGGUUGACGUUUGGCCGUGGGGAAAUGACAUUCUAGUUGGUCAUUCGCGUGUCACAGUCCUUCGGGGAACAUUGCAGAGCCUGUAUUUUGACCCCCUGCUGGAGAUGCUCGACGCACACAAUGCACCUUCUCGUAACUGGCCGAAAGUCAUGGAUCAGGAGAUAGUUGGGGUAUUUUCCAACGACCCAGAACAGACUCUGACUUUGAUGAUUGAUUUCAAAACCGACGCCGAGCAGCUCUGGCCUCUACUUGUCGAACAACUGAGCCCGUUUCGUGAAAAGGGCUACCUGACUCACUUCAAUGGCUCGGAUGUUGUCUACGGCCCAAUUACUAUUGUCGCCAGUGGAGACGCGCCUUUUCAUUUGAUAUUGGAGGAUGCGACCUACCGCGACAUCUUCUUUGAUGCCCCUCUUGACAGAUUGACAUUUCCGACCGAAAUAGCGGCAGAUGUCAACAGCCCAAUGGAUUCCACCUAUAACCCAUCCAACAGUUACUACGCCUCAGCAGACUUCCGCAAGACUAUCGGGUCUCUUUCUCUUAACCGUUUAUCGGAUGUUCAGCUCGCUACUCUUCGGAGUCAAAUACAUGCAGCCCACAAAUUGGGAUUGAAGGUACGAUAUUGGGGAACUCCAACCUGGCCGGUGGAACUACGAAACCAUGUCUGGAGUGUACUUGUGCGUGAGGGUGUGGACGUGAUAAACACAGAUGACCUGCGUGGUGCAACUAAACAGGACUGGAAGUCUCACCACUGGUGGAAUUGGUAG